UCAUUGGUCUUUAGCAACGGAAUAGAUAAACCUAAGAGGGUUUAACCUUGUUUCCUUAGUCCAUUCUUUGCUGUUUCGAACUGGUGUUUGGUCUCUUCUCUCUUAUCCAUGGCAUCAACGUUUCUCACCCUACCAACUCCUUUCCUACACAAAACCAGUGCCAUUUCUUUCUCCAACAAGAGGCCCUCAUUUUCGCAGAGGAGCUCUCUCAAGAUCAAUGCAAUUGCCAAAAAAUGGGAACCCACUAAGGUUGUGCCUCAGGCUGACAGAGUUCUUAUUCGUUUGGAAGAGCUAUCAGAUAAAACAGCUGGGGGAGUUUUGCUGCCCAAAUCAGCCGUGAAAUUUGAACGAUAUCUCGUGGGAGAAAUCCUAAAUGUUGGUGCUGAGGCUGGAGAACUAAAGGCUGGAACAAAGGUACUAUUCACUGACAUGAGUGCUUAUGAGGUGGAUUUGGGGACUGAUGCAAAGCACUGCUUCUGCAAAGCAAGUGACUUGUUGGCUGUGGUUGAGUAGGGUUUGGCCACUGCAUCAAACACUAUUUUUUGAUAAUAUCUUUGACAAAUGUAUUUUCAUUUGAAUAAACCCUUUCUCUUAAUUUGUCUUAAAAUGUUAUAUUCCUUUUCUGUUAUAAUAACCUGUUGCUUUCCUUAUGUAGUUUCUGAAUCAAAACUCUAAUCAUAAAUUUGUGUUCUACCCUUUCCUAUA
Messenger RNA from Vigna radiata var. radiata (mung bean), 705 nucleotides. RefSeq names its product 10 kDa chaperonin 1, chloroplastic. The transcript is spliced from 7 exons. Gene Ontology annotation, cellular component: mitochondrial matrix. The record is from RefSeq and is a predicted model, not a curated record. Lineage: Eukaryota; Viridiplantae; Streptophyta; Magnoliopsida; Fabales; Fabaceae. Gene Ontology annotation, molecular function: protein folding chaperone; protein-folding chaperone binding; metal ion binding. Bases 109 to 513 code for a protein of 134 amino acids.